Molecule: messenger RNA, 3882 nt
Organism: Penicillium riverlandense
Lineage: Eukaryota; Fungi; Ascomycota; Eurotiomycetes; Eurotiales; Aspergillaceae
Product: U6 snRNP complex subunit PRP24
Exons: 3
Coding region: 1-3882 (1293 amino acids)
Biological process (GO): RNA processing
Cellular component (GO): cytosol
Molecular function (GO): protein binding; mRNA binding
Source: RefSeq, a predicted model, not a curated record
AUGGACAUCAAUUCCCUGCUCUCUGGGGACUCGAAUUCUCAAUCAGGCAAUUUGACACCAGCGCCUUCCUCGACAUCCAACCCGAACGCGCAGAGCUCGCCUGGUCCGCCUUCUCACAACAAAGCACUGCAUCGAACCCGCUCGCGCCAAACCAAAACUUCCUCCCCCCUUGCCCAGCAGAUCUACGCCUCCGCCGGAUCGGGUUCGUCUGCUCCAUCGCCACCGGCCGCCAGCCCAUCAGUUGGCCCUAAUCUUGGGGGUGGUAAUGGAACUCCGCCUUCCGACCCAGCCUCGUCCAGACAAGCGUCCACGCCGGGGAUGGAUACCCUGGCCGAUCUGGCUGCCAUGCAACACCAUCAGCCCCAACGGCCGAAUACUGCUAGCAUGCUGCGAAAUACUGAGUCUUACCAAAGCCAACUUUCUCCAUCCACCAUGCACCCUCAUGUGAACGCUGUCAGCCACAACACACCUACUCCGCGGACGUCCUUCGACAUUGCGAUGGCGGACGGCCCCCGAGAAAGCGCUCGCCGAAACUAUGCCAAGACAUCGCUUGUUCCCGAUGCUCAGCGGCAGGCGACCGAGCUAUUCAACAAGAUCCAGGAGAACCCCCACUCGUACGAGGCCCAUGUGCAAUUCAUCGGACUGCUCCACGCAGGCUUUGUCAACCAUGUCUACCCCCCCAACAACCCCGACAUCCAGGGUGAUCCUCGUCAGUACGAUCUUCUCAAGGACAUGAGGACAGCUCGGGAAGAAAUGGACAAGCUGUUUGCUAUGGGUGAAGAUCUCUGGACGGAAUGGAUUCAAGAUGAAAGCAUGCUCGCCCGCUCGGUCGAAGAACGAAUCGCGGUGACGGAGCUGUGCCAGCGGUCUGUGGAGGAGGAAUACGGAAGCACGCAGCUGUGGAAAAUCUACGGCGAAUGGGUGCAGUAUCUCUACUUCUCAGCUUCCGACGAGGGUGGAGCUAGCCAGUGGUCGGAGGAGGAUCGGUUGGUUGGACGUGAAGUGUUUACCUGGCAGUCUGUUUUGGAUGUAUGGCAGGGCGGCGCCGACGCCACCCGGUGGCGAAUCAACAACAGCAAUCCGGUGUGGGAUCAAUUGCUGGCCCUGUGCACCCAAGACAUUUCACGUGCGCCAUCUCAGGAGAAAAUCAACCAUGUCCGAAGCCUAUAUGACACCCGGCUGCAGACCCCUCAUGCCACGUGGGACCAAACGUUCCAAGCCUUUUCCAGUUUCAUUUCGAACUACUACAACAACAACUAUGAGGAAAUCAUGUCCGAGACGGUCGCCCGCGCGUCGGAUGCGAAAGCCUGGUAUAACGCACGAGAAGAGUUCGAGCUCAAAUUGAGCAAGGCUCAGGAAACCGGUGACCGGAGCAUCGAGUGGCAGGUCUACGCUGAAUACAUCGCCUGGGAAGUGAGCCGCAGCCGCCGGAAACGAGAGUUUCAUUUUGAUCUUGCCGAAGCCAUUUACCAACGCGCGGUCUUGCGGUUCCCCACCGAUGUGUCUCUCUGGGAGGACUAUGUGAUGUUUCUGAUCGACGAAUCCAUGCAUGGCCAUAAAUCGACUACAACGAUCUCGACUCUGCAUCGCGCGACGCGGCACUGCCCGUGGUCGGGCAAUCUCUGGUCCCAAUACCUGCUCAGCUCCGAACGAGAAGGCCAGGGAUUCCAAAAGAUAUCCAACAUCAAGCACCAAGCUACCAGUACUGGCCUACUGGAUGCUGGCGGCUUGGAGGAGGUCUUGAAAGUUCACACCACCUGGUGCAGCUACCUUCGGCGACGCGCCUUCCUCUCCGACUCCACGGAUGAGGACCUGGACGUGGCAGAAGUGGGCAUUCGUUCGGCGAUUGAAAGUGUCCAGGAACUGGGCGAGAAGAAAUACGGUCGAUCCUAUCAGGGUGACCCUCUCUUCCGGCUCGAGCGCAUCUACAUCCGUUAUCUCAGCGAAAGCGGCAGCUGGGACAGCGCACGAGAAACCUUCAAGGGUCUUGUUCCUACCCGGGGCAACAGCUACGAGUUCUGGAUUACCUAUUAUGACUGGGAGCUCAUUUCCUGGAGUAAGUUUGUCCAAGGCGAGGCUACUGUGGAUGCGGCCAGGCGGACACCCAACCCGAGCUAUGCCACGGCGGUACUGAAGCAAGCCAUGAAGCGGACGGAUCUCGAUUGGCCCGAAAAGAUUGUCCAAACUUAUAUCACUCACUGCGAGGACUACGAAGACUCGGAUGAACUCCAAACGGCUGUCCUGGAAACUCGAAAGGCCAUGAGGGCUGUAAAUGCCCAGAGAGAGAAGAAAGCUGCGGAGUUGCUACAGCAGCAACAACAACAGCAGGAGCAGCAACAGCAGCUAUCUGCUGCGGCGGAUGAGCAAGCCUCUUCAGCUGAGAAGAGGAAGCGUGAGGAUGAUAUCGAUGCGAAUGGACUUCCUGCCAAAAAAGCGCGUGCCGAGGAGGCACCCCCACAAGAGGCUGAACCUGUGGCGCUUCGCCGGGAUCGCGAGAAUGCAACGGUGGUGGUGAAAAACCUGCCUCAUAAUCUCUCCGAGCAUGAAGUUCGGCAAUUCUUCCGUCAUUGUGGCACUAUUAACAGUGUCAAGAUGUUCCAUGGACAGGAUGGGAAUUCUGAAAUUGCCAUCAUCGAGUUCGAAACGAAGGAAGAGGCUCUUGGGGCGCAAACCCGUGACCAGAAACUUCUCAAGGAGAACACCAUCGAGGUGCAGAUCGGGUCCGGGUCUACGCUGUUCGUCACGAACUUCCCAGCUACGGCAGACGAAGACUACAUUCGCAAUCUUUUUGGCAAGUAUGGUGAAAUUGUCGACGUCCGUUUCCCGUCUCUCAAGUACAAUACCAAUCGGCGGUUUUGCUAUUUGCAGUUUGCCUCCGCCUCCUCGGCGCAUCAUGCUACUGAGUUGGACGGAACCGAGAUCGAAAAUAACCUGCAUCUCCUAGCGAAAAUCUCAGAUCCUACGCAGAAGCAGCACCGUACCGGCCCUCAAGCUGAAGGGAGGGAAGUCUAUGUUACCAACAUUGACUUUAAAGCCGACGAAGACCGUCUUAACGAGGCUUUCACAAGAUUUGGACACGUCGAAUCUGUCAUCCUUCCGCGCAAUGCCGCUGGGAAAAAGAGAGGGUUUGCCUUCGUGGUUUUCUCCACCAAGGAAGAAGCGACUGAGGCUCUCGCGAUGGACGGCCAGACGCUCUUGUCACGCCCGAUCAAAGUGGAGAUCAGCAACCCCGCCGGUCCCAAGCGUACUGCUCAUACCGUUAUCUCUCGUGUCAAGUCGGAAUCGCCAGCGCCGGUUAAUGGCACCGUCCCGGACGAUGCGGAAGUACCGGUUGGCGAGCGAGCGGAGCGCACCCUCGCCUUGAUGGAUGUCCCUGACACGGUCAAUGAUGCGCGGAUCCGGGCUCUCGUCGAGCCAUUCGGACGACUGAUCAAGAUUGUGUUGCGUCCUGAUCACCAGGGCGCUAUCGUGGAAUUUGCCGAUGUCCACGAUGCUGGGAAGGCAUCCAUGGCGCUAGAGGGGAAGGAGAUCAUCCCUGGCCGCCACAUCCGGAUUGGAACAGUUCACGAUUUGAAGCAGCAACGGGCUGAGGUGAAAACCGAUCGGGUCACCUCCAUCAAGCAAGAGAAGAAACCGAACCCGGCCUUCGCUCAGGGCCCGAUCAAGCGCCCUCAACAGCCUGGCACUCGCGGUGGACGGAGAGGGGGACUUGGGCUGAAGCAACGACCGUCUCUCGGCACGACGUCGACCUCCACCAGUCCCCCCGCAGGCUCUAGCGACAAGAUGGACACUACGGCUGAUGUCAAGGAGGAAGAUAGUGGCAAACCCAAAAAGAGCAACGACGAUUUCCGCGCGAUGCUCGCAGGCAACCAAGGAAAGUGA